CGAAAGUCAUUGUUGUUAUUUCAGGGUCGGUUUUGUUGAUGCCUGCUGUCAAUGUUUUACUUGAUAACAGUUUGUGUUUUGAGGAUAGUAGCGAAAUCGACUUUGGAGCGAAAGCUACUUUACCUUUGAAAAUGAAACUGUGGAAGGUAGAUGUAGUAAUCAAAAUAAAAACAACAAAACAGCCAGUAUUUGCACUUGGAGCCAACCCUUUAGUCGAUAUCGGAUCAGACCUCACAGUCCAGAAAGAAUGUGAUGGAAAGAUGUUUCAAGUCACCAGCACAAAUUACUACUACUUCAUGGAAGUAAUAUUGGGACCGGAAUACACGAACUCGUCGCUUGCAGUAAGGCACGCAACAGACAUUGUGUUGGCUUUUGAAAACGUUACAGACACAGAUGAGGAAAAUACAAAUGACCAGAUAAUGAUCGAGAUGGAAUUUCAUUUCAAUUCUUCUGUUAUCAAUCCAAACACAGCAGAGAACUUCUCGAAGGUUGAAAUGCAGUAUACAACUGAUGCAGGGAGGGUUCUGGUAUUUGGUCGGAUUAAGUACUUUGCAAAGUGUAGCUAUCUCGGCGACUCUGUGGGCCCCGACACUGCAACGCCAGCUGUAUCAAUACCAACAAAUGCUCUAAGUACCAAUGGUUUCCAACAUCCGAAUACGUCAAACCAUGUGCAGUCUAGAUACAAAUCCACCCCCACCUCUUUGAGCCCGGAGAUUGCAACGUCAGCUGAAUCAACGUCAGAAAAAGAUCCAAGAACUUUCAAUACGGCUAGAUACACUACCCAGUGUGACACUUUGUCUACUUCAUUUAUAGUGCUGACGCUAAACUCCCUAGUACUCAAUGCGGUCAAAAUUUAUAUGUAUGACAAGACUGCUAUAUGA
This is a messenger RNA of Mercenaria mercenaria, 881 nucleotides long. RefSeq lists its product as uncharacterized. The record is from RefSeq and is a predicted model, not a curated record. Lineage: Eukaryota; Metazoa; Mollusca; Bivalvia; Venerida; Veneridae. The transcript has 8 exons. The coding region runs from base 39 to 881 and encodes 280 amino acids.